This is a messenger RNA of Drosophila albomicans, 1348 nucleotides long. Its product is annotated as angiopoietin-related protein 7-like. The record is from RefSeq and is a predicted model, not a curated record. Bases 10 to 1344 code for a protein of 444 amino acids. The transcript has 3 exons. Lineage: Eukaryota; Metazoa; Arthropoda; Insecta; Diptera; Drosophilidae.
ACAUUCAAAAUGUGCAAAAUAAAAAUCAACGUAACUGUUUUUUUAAUAAUUCUUCAAAUAUUCUUGGUGGCACCAGCUGCCUUCAAAGAGACGAUUAAAUCCGACGGACAAAUGGCAGAAAAAUGCUGCAGUCAGACCUAUGAAGCUGUAAAACCUUUAUUAGAUUAUUUUAGACUGGUUAAAAUUGAGUUAGAAGAGAGGGAAAUUAAGGAAAAUAAUUUAAUUGAAUUAAAUUCUGAUCUUAUGGAAAAGUAUCGUGAAAUUGCAGAAAUUAAUGAACUAUUCAUGAACGAGGCAGCUCUAUUAAAUGAGUAUAAAAGCAAAGUUGUGAAAGGGGAAAACGAUUUGCAUUCGUCUCAAAUUAAAGACGAUAAACUAGAAUCUGAAAUUAAUUCACAAAAAAAUGUUAUUGCCAAAUUAGAAGCAGAAUUAGCAAAUAAAUCUUCCGACUUAGAAAUUUGUGAAAUUAAAUUAAAAACACUCGAUUCUGUGUUAAUUGAAAAAGAUGAAAAUAAAACAAGUUUGUUUUCGAGUAGAAUUGAAUUGCAAUUAAAGGAGAUGCAAACUAAAUUAAAAACAAAAGAUACAGAAAAUCUCUGGUGUCGUUUUGAAAUCAAUUUAUUAAAUAAUGCAUCAGAGAAUAUGAGAGAGGAGCAGAGAAAAUUGAGUUCUCAAGUGGAAAAGUGGCAUUCGAAAACAAUAGUGAGCGAUUAUGAAAAUAUAUUAUGUCGUUCUGAACUUGAUAAGUUAAGUCCCACAACUUGCAUCCCUUUUGGAGAUUAUCCAGGAGUUCAUCAACUAAAUGUCUCUGGGAUAGAUUUCUUCGAUGUUUUAUGCGAUAGUCAGUUAGCUGGACCUGGAUGGAUUGUAAUACAACAACGAGUUGGGCGCAAUGAGGAUUUCAAUAGAGACUGGGACACCUACCGCGAAGGAUUCGGUGCAUUAGAUAGCGAUUUCUUCAUAGGAUUAGAGAAAAUAUAUCGUAUCACAAGUUUGCAGCGUUUCGAACUUUAUAUACAUUUGGUUGCUGUGAAUGGAAGUGUCUACAAUGCUCGUUAUGAUGACUUCAAAAUUUCUGAUGAAGACAAUGGAUACACACUGAGUCUAGGCAAAUGGAAUGGAACAUCUGAGGAUGCGAUGAGAAUCGGCGAAAACAUGAAAUUCUCAACAUUCGAUCGCGAUAACGAUUUUAGCGGUGGCAAUUGUGCAGUUGAGUUCAAAAGUGGCUGGUGGUACAACAGUUGUCAUCAUUGUAACUUAAAUCAAAAAAAUUUGCUUCACCCAUCGAUUGACCUGAAAGAAGCUAAGAUGCUAAUUCGUCCCAAAGAAGCGAUGAAGAAAUGAUAAA